AUGGAUUUCUUCUUCACUUCCCACUCCACCACCAUUUCUCUCUCCAUAAUUGCCUUAGCCUCGCUCGUCUUCCUCUACUUCCUCUUCCGAACAAUCUCGUCGCCCAGCAAGGACCAUGACCAUGAAGAAGCAGCACCACCGCCGGAGCAGGCCAGCGGCGCGUGGCCCGUAAUCGGCCACCUCCACAUCCUCAGCGGACCGAGCCCGCCACACAAAGUACUGGGCCGAAUGGCCGAAAACCACGGCCCAAUCUUCACGAUCCGUAUGGGUGUUCACCCGGCCCUAGUCGUCAGCAACUGGGAGACCGCCAAGGAGUGUCUGACCACCCUCGACCGGGUCUUCGCUGACCGACCCGAAACCCUCGCCACGCAUAUUCUCGGGUACGACCGGUCCAUGUUCGGGUUCAGCCCGUACGGUCCUUACUGGCGACAAAUCCGGAAGAUCGCCACGUUGGAGCUUCUCUCCUCGCACCGCCUCGAUCUGCUCAAACACGUGCGGGAAUCCGAGGUCCAAGUCGCGACAAAAGAGCUGUAUUCCUACUGGACCAAAAACGAGGCGAACGGCAGCGUUUUGAUUGAGUUGACUGGCUGGUUCGAGGAGAUAACGUUGAACGUUAUCCUGAAGAUGAUUGUGGGGAAAUCCGUCGGGUACUUGACGGGAGGAGAGGACGGCGUCAGAUUGAGGAGAACGUUCAUGGAUUUCUUCGAUCUGUCGGGAAGGUUCGUGGUGGCGGACGGUUUGCCGUUUCUGCGGUGGCUGGACGUCGGAGGGUUCGAGAAGGCGAUGAGGAGGACGGCGGAGGAGAUGGAGGCUGUGGUCGGGGAGUGGCUUAGGGAGCAUAAGGCGAGAAGAGGUUCCCGCGGCGGCGGUGAGAAGGCGGCGGCGGCGGCGGAGGACUUUAUGGAUGUCAUAUUGAACGUGGUCGGGGAGGAAGGGGGAAUCGAGGGUCGGGAUUCGGAUACGGUCAAUAAAGCUACUUGUCUGGCUCUCACCCUAGCUGCGUCAGACACGACCGCAGUGACAAUGACCUGGCUCAUAGCCUUACUCGUCAACCACCCCGAAGUGUUGAAAACAGCCCAAUCCGAGCUGGACAGCCACGUCGGCAAGGAACGUCGAGUUCAAGAGUCCGACCUCCGCCACCUUGACUACCUCAAAGCCAUCGUCAAGGAAACCCUCCGCUUGUACCCUGCCGCGCCACUCUCCGUGCCCCACCAAUCGACGGAAGAUUGCACCGUGGCCGGCCGGUUCGUCCGCAAGGGAACCCGGCUCAUCGUCAACUUGUCAAAGAUCCAGCGAGACCCGAGGGUCUGGUCGGACCCAGACGAGUUUCGACCGGACCGGUUCCUCACGACUCAUAAGGAUGUUGAUCUGAGGGGACAGGAUUUCGAGCUGAUCCCCUUUGGCAGCGGGAGGAGGAUGUGCCCUGGCGUGAAUUUCGCCAUGCAGGUUAUGCACUUGACCGUUGCUACGCUGUUGCAUGGGUUUGAUUUCUCGAGGACGACGGUACAACCGGUUGAUAUGACGGAGAGUAUUGGGCUGACCAAUCCCAGGGCUUCUCCGUUGGAUGUUCAAUUGGCUCCUCGCCUGCCUGCUCAUUUGUAUGGGUAAAAAAUGAAACAUACGUGUAUGUUAUAGUCUUGUACUCUCCACGUAAAUGUGGUUGAGAUACCCUACGACAAUGGUACCAAUAAAGGUCGCCUCUAGCUUUUCUCAUCUGUAUAGCACGACGCAAUUAUGAAUAUAUAUAUCGAUGAAAU
Molecule: messenger RNA, 1757 nt
Organism: Linum tenue
Lineage: Eukaryota; Viridiplantae; Streptophyta; Magnoliopsida; Malpighiales; Linaceae
Source: the annotation of a GenBank genome assembly